This is a messenger RNA of Microdochium trichocladiopsis, 3062 nucleotides long. RefSeq lists its product as uncharacterized. The transcript has 2 exons. Bases 463 to 2598 code for a protein of 711 amino acids. NCBI's taxonomy places the organism in Eukaryota, Fungi, Ascomycota, Sordariomycetes, Xylariales, Microdochiaceae. Gene Ontology annotation, biological process: sodium ion transmembrane transport. The record is from RefSeq and is a predicted model, not a curated record. Gene Ontology annotation, cellular component: membrane.
AUCGGUGGCCCGCAAUGAAUCGCAUCCACGACUAAAGAGCCGCAAUGCGGCGGAGGCACCGCCGGUAUGAGCCGUCGUUGGUUCGGAGCGAGCGAUGAUGUCGCCAAGCUUCCACACGCACGCCAUCUUGCUGGUCGGAAACCACAAGGCUGGGAGAAAACACUACGCUCGCCGUAUUAAAGCCACCGAGCCACUGUUCAAGAAGCUUGCCCGGUCCUUCUGGACUGUCUCAUUACGACUCCUUUCGUACUUAAACCAAAAUCUUGGCCGAUCAACAAUUGUGGCACUCGACCAGCACAGCAACGACUAUGAUCGCGCAAUAGUGUUGAACUUCUGUUUCUUUCCUGCAAUUCGCGCUCGGGUUCAGACGAGCACAGGUUCAAAUUCUCGGCAGACUCUUCCUGAGUACACGGGCACGCUACGCUGCCUUGGUAGUCAAGCAGAUUGAUCACCUCUGCAAUCAUGGAGGCUGCCAGAAAGGUCGGGCGCUGGUUUGCGCCACCGCCAGACAAAGCUGCUGAUGGCCGUGAUCAAUGGCCUUCCCGCACGGCGUUCGUCCUGGCGUCAAUGGGCGGUUGUGCUGGUAUGGGCAAUCUGCUGCGUUACCCGUCCCAGGUGUACAACAACUAUGGCCUGCAGUGGUUCAUCCCGUACUUGUUGGCCAUUUUCCUCAUCGCAAUCCCGGUCCUCACCCUUGAGAUCGCCAUCGGCAACGCGUACCGCGGCGGCUCUGUCGUCGCCUCGAACACGAUGCAUCAUCGCCUCAAGGGCGCUGGCCUGGCCAUCUUGUUUAUCGGGUUUGUUGUCGGUCCCUACUUCGUCGUCAACCUCGCCUGGAUCAUGACCUACUUCCGGUACUCUUUUACGAGCCCUCUCCCAUGGGCUGGACGAGGUACCGAGUUCUUUGAGGACGUCGUGGUCGCCAACCCGGAUCCCGUGCCUGGCAUGUUGAGUGAUGACAUGAGCCAGGUCAUCGCAUACACAUCCUAUCCGGGCAUGGGCGUGAUCCCGGAGACUGCUGCCUGGUGUUUGUUCACAUGGUUCCUCGUUUGGCUCUGCAUAUUCCGUGGUGUAGGUCUUACAGGACGUGUCAUCUACUGGACCAUGGGAUUGCCUAUCGUCAUCACUGUCAUCCUCAUCGGCCGCUCGUGCUCACUCCCGAACGCCUCCGCAGGCGUGGCGGCCUUCUGGGCGACGUGGCGAGGUGAAGAAUUAGCCAAGGGUCAGCUGUGGCAGACCGCUUGCUCGCAAGUCUUCUUUUCUUGCGGGAUCGGAUUUGGGUAUUUUUCUUCUUACGCCUCGUACAACCGACAGCACUCUAAUGCUUUGGCGGAUGCGCUCAUGAUCGCCACCAGCAAUGCCGUGUUUGAGAACGUUGCGGCGUUUGCGGUGUAUGGAGUCAUUGGCUUCACAGGUCUCUGGCCAUGGGAGAGCGAGUCACCGAUUGGUGGUUUCACUGUUGGCUUCCUCACUUUGCCCCUUGCGAUCGUCGAGAUGCCCGCAGCCAAUUUUUGGGCGGUCAUGCUCUUCUUUACACUCAUGGUGCUUGGUUUCAGCUCAGCGUUUGCGAUGCUCGACGCCGUCGUCACAUUGUGGAUGGACAGUGGCACCAAGCUGUCUCGCCCGGUCGUUGUGACUACCUUGGUGGUCGUCUCGUUCCUAUUAUCGCUGCCCUACGCCACAGAAUUUGGCUAUUACCUCUUGGAUGGAGUGGAUCGCUGGAUCAGCAACGUUGCUCUAGUCUUUGUUGUCUUCACUGAGUGCGUCACGUCGACCACUGUCUACCGCUGGCGCGAUAUUGAAGGUCAGGUUGGCCUGCCAGCCUUUGUGACUUACAACUUCGGAUAUUUCGGCGGCAUGCUCAUCGGUCUCAUCACCGCACACUCCGUCAGUGCGCCAGCCGGCGCUGGGGCUGGGUUUGGUGUUUUUCUGGCUUCUUUACUCGUGGCGCUGUUCAUCGCCAAGACGCCUGAUGUCAAGGCACCCAGAUUCUGGCAGAAGAAUGUCUUUGUCCGCCGGUUCUGGUUGCUCGCUUUCUACUCUGGAAAUCAACUCACGGCCGAUCUCAACGUGGUCGUCGGCUCCAACGGCAACUGGGCGCUGCCAUUUUGGUGGGCACCUCUCCUGCGUUACAUAUCUGGCCCGAUUUUGGCGAUUGUGUACUCAUUCUCGUACCCCGACUUCUACAGCAAGCGUCAGGAUCCCACCUACAUCUACGGAUUUGCCCUCGCGCAUUGCGCUCUGCUUAUCGUUGCGCUUGGCUUUGUGGUGCCACGCUGGUUCGACAGCCUCAUUCCCCCACCGAGGCGCAACGAGGGCCACAUUCCCUACGCUCCCCUGGUUACACUUGACCCGGACGAGUUGCGCGAACGGCAACGUCUCGAGGCUGGUGCUGCAGACAUCAUUACUAAGGCCAGUGUCGACAGCGAAGCUCGGAGGCGUUGCUCAGCUGGAGAUGGCAAAGCCGAGUCUCCUGACGGUCUUGAGGCUAAGCCUGCCACCACCACCAGGGCGGAAAUCGGUUUGGGCCGAAGGUCCUCGUCGGAGCAAGAUACAAACGGCGUGCUGACCAACGAGAAGCAAACCGAGGUCAAGUAGGCCGAUUCUGCCAAGUUUGAACGGGGGAGAAACGUUGGUAGGAGCAUAUGCAACCGCAGAAGGCCCCCCAAGGUGCGCCAGCUGAUGCAUGACAGAACGCAGGAUUUUGGUUCACCAAGGAGGCGCACACGCGACACGCGACACGCACCACUAUACAAGACUACGUAUAUUAGCUGUUCCUUAAUUGUAACUGCUUAACGAGAGAAUGGGUAACGCGAAAACUGCGUCUUUGGCCCGUUUACCUCAUCCCCUGGCCCUCGUUGCCUCCUACAAGCGUCCAUGAUGGAUCUUUGCCUUCUCAUAUCUCUCUAAAUGGAAACCAUGCUUGUGCUUGAUUUCAAGACGUAGGUUCGGUAUUACUAGCCGCGUGGAUGGUAGCACCCGUAACGGGCAGCGAAACUCUCCGGUCCCCUUAUUAUUCCGUCGCUGAAUGAAAUACUGUGGGGCACAAAAGCCCUUCUGUG